Molecule: messenger RNA, 813 nt
Organism: Striga asiatica
Lineage: Eukaryota; Viridiplantae; Streptophyta; Magnoliopsida; Lamiales; Orobanchaceae
Source: the annotation of a GenBank genome assembly
AUGCCUAGAGACAGAAGAGACCGUUCCUUAUCCCUCGACACAUCAUCCCAACUCUCCCCUUUCCCCUUCACCUCCUCCGACUCCUCCUCCAAACAAUCCCUCCUCGACAACACCAACCUAUGGGAGGACGCCAGGUGUCCCGUCUGCAUGGAGCACCCCCACAACGCCAUCCUCCUCAUCUGCUCCUCCCACGAAAAGGGCUGCCGCCCCUUCAUGUGCGACACCAGCUACCGCCACUCCAACUGCUUCGACCAGUUCCGCAAAUCCUCCUCCACGCAGCCCGAACCCGAGCCCGAGGCCCAACAAAAGCCCAAUCUAAUCUGCCCACUCUGCCGAGGCCCGAUAACUGGUUGGGCCGUGGUGGAGCCCGCCAGGCAGUUCAUGAACGCCAAGUCACGAAGCUGCGCGUGCGAGUCUUGCGACUUCAGCGGGACGUACAAGGAUUUGAGGAGGCAUGCGAGGUCCGUGCACCCGCAGGUGAGGCCUGCUGACGUGGACCCUGAGAGGCAGCACAGCUGGCGGAGGCUGGAGAGGCAGAGGGACCUCGGGGAUUUGCUGAGUAGUCUUCGUUCGUCUGUUGUGGGGGAAGAGAGGAGAGGAGAGGAGGAAGGUGGGUUGACUGUGGAGGAAGGUGGGUGGUUGACCGUUUUUUUUCUGGUGAGGUUUAUUGGACCGCGGAGGAGUUCGAGGGGAAGGUCGUCGGUGAGGAGGCUGUGNAAAGUGAAGUUUGUGUGCAGAGUUUAUGGUGAAGUAUUGGAAUUUGUGUUGUGUACAAAUGGAAGUAUUUUCGCAAGCCACAAUCUUGUGGUCUGA